Neoarius graeffei (lesser salmon catfish) is the source of this 2686-nucleotide messenger RNA. Its product is annotated as probable splicing factor YJU2B. Lineage: Eukaryota; Metazoa; Chordata; Actinopteri; Siluriformes; Ariidae. The transcript is spliced from 9 exons. Gene Ontology annotation, biological process: mRNA splicing, via spliceosome. The coding region runs from base 103 to 1290 and encodes 395 amino acids. Gene Ontology annotation, cellular component: post-mRNA release spliceosomal complex; U2-type spliceosomal complex. The record is from RefSeq and is a predicted model, not a curated record.
GUGAAGCGCUUCAUUAGGGUAUAUUCCUGAUCAGAUCUCUUUUCUUUCUGUCUCUCUAGCUCAGGUCUUCUGGACUGAGUUGACUGACACUGAGCUGCCAUCAUGGGAGAGAGAAAAGGAGUGAACAAAUAUUACCCUCCUGAUUUUGACCCUGCUAAGCAUCGCUCCAUCAAUGGCUACUGGAAAACUCAUCCACUGCGUGAGAGAGCCAGGAAGCUCUCACAGGGCAUCCUCAUUAUCAGGUUUGAGAUGCCCUACAAUAUCUGGUGUGAUGGCUGCAAGAAUCACAUAGGCAUGGGGGUUCGAUACAAUGCAGAAAAGAAGAAAGUGGGCAAUUACUACACUACGCCGAUAUACAGGUUCCGAAUGAAGUGCCACCUGUGUGUGAACUACAUUGAGAUACAGACAGAUCCAGCCACAUGCGAUUACGUCAUCGUGAGCGGCGCAAGUCGCAAAGAGGAGAGAUGGAACAUGACUGAAAAUGAACAAAUACUCACCACUGAACACAGUGAGAAGGAAAAGCUCGAGACUGAUCCCAUGUACAAGCUGGAGCACGGUGGGAAAGACAGAGAGAAGCUGCGUGCUGCCAUUCCAUCUCUUACUGAGAUUCAACAGCGCCAGGCUAGAUGGAAAGACGACUUUGAUCUCCACUGCUGCCUUCGCAAGAAGUUUAGGGAAGAGAAGAUGGUCAAAUGUGAAGAGGAGGAGAAAGACAACACCGUGAGGAAGAGGAUGUGUCUGUCUAUACCUUUGGUGCCUGAAAAGAACGAGGACAAAAAGCUCGCUUCGCUACUCACCUUCCAGAGCCCUGACUCAUACGAGGAUGGACAGCGUGCAAAGAGGCAGCAGAUCUCCUCUUGCUCCUGGUUUUCUCCAUCUUCCUCCACUCCAACAAGGACUGCUGUGGGAAGACUCCUCAACAAACUGGGCCAGAAGGGCAGAGGCGCCACUGCUGCCAAAGCUCUGAAAACCACUCCAGGCAGUUCCCUUGUCCGCAAGAGGUCAGACGGUUGUGCCAUUGUUGAUGAUGCCAGCCUGACAGCAUGUUCCACCCAGGAGUCUGUUUCAUGCCCAAACAUUGCCACUUCGGACUCAAAAAUCACUGAUUCGUCCUCUAUACAGUGCUUAGAGGACAGACGUGAGACAUGUAGACCAAGCACAGAGGAGAGGGCUGGAAAGUCAUUUCCAGAGGUGCAUUGUGAGACAGAAGGACACAGUAGCACUCAGACCUGCUCUGCAUCGUCACUAGUGCCAGAUUACAGUGACUCAGACUCCGAUUUGGCUCAGUGAAGACUGAAAUUGAAGUUGUACACAUCGUAGGCCAGCUGAUCAAAAAGAAAUAAAUCAUAACGUUUUGGGAAACCCUGAAUCAUUUGUAUAUCAUUCUGACCAGGCUUGGUCAGAAUGAUAUACAAAUUGGAUCCUCAUGGUGGUCUCGGAAAGUUCGUCAUUAAAAUUCACAUCACCUACCUUUAGAUGCUACAUAACUGUUGUACAGUCUGUUGGACAAUUAUUAGCACCCUUCAUUGUUUAAAAUAUACAUUACACUUACGCUACCGUUCAAAAGUUUGGGGUCACUUUGAAAUGUCCUUAUUUUUGAAAGAAAAGCACUGGUCUUUUCAAUGAAGAUCACUUUAAACUAAUCAGAAAUACACUCUAUACAUUGCUAAUGUGGUAAAUGACUAUUCUAGCUAAAUUCUACUAAAUGUCUGGUUUUUGGUGCAAUAUCUCCAUAGGUGUAUAGAGGCCCAUUUCCAGCAACUCUCACUCCAGUGUUCUAAUGGUACAAUGUGUUUGCUCAUUGCCUCAGAAGGCUAAUGGAUGAUUAGAAAACCCUUGUACAAUCAUGUUAGCACAGCUGAAAACAGUUUAGCUGUUUAGAGAAGCUAUAACAUCAUUCCAGUCUCAUAUCAAAAAAGUCAGUAAAUCUGCUUUCUUCCAUCUCCGAAACAUCUCCAGACUCAGGCCCUUACUUUCAAACACAGUUACAGAAACUCUCACUCAUGCCUUUAUCUCCUCCCGUCUAGACUAUUGCAAUGCUAUUCUGCUUGGUCUACCCAACAAGGCCAUAGACAGACUGCAAUAUGUCCAGAACUCUGCUGCCAGGAUCCUUACAGGUACUAGGCCCUGGCAGCACAUCACCCCCAUUCUCAAACAGCUUCACUGGCUCCCCAUCAAAUCUCGCAUCAUCUACAAAGUCCUCCUCCUCACUUUCAAGUCCCUUCAUGGCCUGGCCCCCCAUUACCUCUCUGAGCUCCUCCACCCCUAUACUCCCUCAAGAUCCCUGCGGUCCUCAUCCAAGGGCCAGCUGGUCAUUCCUCGUUCCAGACUUAAGGCCACCAGUGACAGAGCAUUUCAUGUAGCUGCUCCAUUUCUGUGGAACAAACUACCCAACACCAUUCAGCAUGCCCCUUCACUGGCAGUGUUUAAGCAACAUCUCAAAACACAUCUUUUCUUGGAGGCCUUUGGCUGCUAGUUUCCACAAGCACAUACACCUACAUACGCACCUACACACACCUACACAGAUACCUUGUUAAGGGCCCUGUCACACUACGACGUUCUCACCAGUGUUCGAGUAACGUGUUGCGAAACGCAGAGGAACGUCGAGAACGUUAGAAAAAAGUUACAAGAAAGUUAGACGAGCGUCGGCAAACGUUGGGGAACGUCGAGGGACGUCGGCGAACGC